Molecule: messenger RNA, 537 nt
Organism: Bursaphelenchus xylophilus (pine wood nematode)
Lineage: Eukaryota; Metazoa; Nematoda; Chromadorea; Rhabditida; Aphelenchoididae
Source: the annotation of a GenBank genome assembly
AUGGGGGGCGGGUGUGGUCGUGGGGAGCAGAUUUUUGGCGACAUCCUUGGCCAAAGAGCAAAAGAGGCGGAGUCUGAUCUCAAUUCCGCGACAGAUGGACGUGCUCAUUUGGACAGACGGUGCACCGUGCAGUCAGCGGUCACUAAUCAAGAGCGAUGCGGGGAAAUGAACGCACGGUGCGGUCUCCCUCCGAUGACGUUUUUCACGCUCUGUGCGGUCCAUUCGUUGGAAUGCACGGUGCUGAAAUGUCGUCGGUUCCUCGCUCCGAGCGCACGGUGCGAUCUGUUUGCAAAAUUCCUCGCGCGACUUUUUCUUCAGCCAACCAAUGCACAGUGCAGACAAAAAACAAUUGUCGCCGUUGAAGAAUCGGUUUCGGAUUCUUUGGGUGGAGAAACGCUUUGGGAUGUCGCGCGUUUCCACUUCCUCGGAAAAAUGUCGCUGUUUGUUUUCGGUCGCGAAUUUUGCAAGAGGCUGCACGGUGCGAUGACUUCGAAAACAAGGAGGCUGGUUCUGGGCGCACAGUGCAACGGGUUUUGA